AUGUGUAAAAAUAUCGUCGAUCGACUUGUUGAUCCGCCCUGGCACGCAGACCCAAAGCGGAAAUCCCUUUGGAUACACGCUGCUGGUGGAAUGGCAAUCGAACGAGCCUCAGAAAUCGCCCUUCACCUCUGUAAACGUUUUUAUCCCAACCAGCUCAGUAUGUUCGUCUACACAGAUACCUUAAACACCGAAGAGGAGUGCAUUCGUGUUACCUCUGAUGGUCAAGUUGUUGAAAGGACGACACCAGUGUUAAAACCCACCGUUCACAUUCGAAUAACGGCAACCGCCUCCUCAGCCUCAAAGGAUUCCCAUUCUCUCCAACUAAAUAUACAAAAUAGUGGCUACACCAUCACACACAUUGUCUGA
Messenger RNA from Echinococcus granulosus, 366 nucleotides. RefSeq lists its product as hypothetical. Lineage: Eukaryota; Metazoa; Platyhelminthes; Cestoda; Cyclophyllidea; Taeniidae. The transcript is spliced from 2 exons. The record is from RefSeq and is a predicted model, not a curated record. Bases 1 to 366 code for a protein of 121 amino acids.